Molecule: messenger RNA, 585 nt
Organism: Myotis brandtii (Brandt's bat)
Lineage: Eukaryota; Metazoa; Chordata; Mammalia; Chiroptera; Vespertilionidae
Product: zinc finger protein 827-like
Exons: 2
Coding region: 88-585 (165 amino acids)
Source: RefSeq, a predicted model, not a curated record
CUCCUGCCCGUGUCUGCCUCUCUGCCCCCACGGGGGUUUAUUUGAUCUCACAUUAACCAAGGAGGAGAAUGUGAGAAAAGGGGGAAAAUGCCCAGGAGGAAGCAGGAGCAGCCCAAGCGCCUUCCCUCACAUGUUAGUAGGCAGGACGAGGCGGAGGGCGAACUCAGUGAAGGAGAGCCCUGGUAUGGAAACUCCUCCGAGACUCCGUCCGAAGCAUCCUAUGGCGAAGUCCAGGAGAACUAUAAGUUGUCCCUGGAGGACCGGAUCCAGGAGCAGUCCACGUCCCCCGACACCUCCUUGGGAAGUGCCACUCCCAGCAGCCACACGUUGGAGCUGGUGGCGCUCGACGGGGACGUCCUGCGAGACUCACUGCAGGGCCAGGACCACCUCUCCCCCGGCCUGUCCUCUUUGUGUGAAGACGACUCCCCGGGCUCCACGAAACCUUUGAGCAGCAACUUGAGGCGGCUGCUGGAGGCCGGGUCCCUCAAACUCGACGCCACAGCCACGGCCAAUGGCAGGGUGGAGUCCCCGGUGAACGUACAUUCAGGUUUUCUGGGGAAAGACAUUCCAGAUGGAAUAUUUUGA